Gambusia affinis (western mosquitofish) is the source of this 1611-nucleotide messenger RNA. RefSeq names its product RAB20, member RAS oncogene family (gene rab20). Lineage: Eukaryota; Metazoa; Chordata; Actinopteri; Cyprinodontiformes; Poeciliidae. The transcript is spliced from 2 exons. Gene Ontology annotation, biological process: intracellular protein transport. The record is from RefSeq and is a predicted model, not a curated record. Bases 282 to 1091 code for a protein of 269 amino acids. Gene Ontology annotation, cellular component: endomembrane system. Gene Ontology annotation, molecular function: GTP binding; GTPase activity.
AGACAGUACCGUGGGAGAAAAAAUUCCUCCUCGCUCUUUGGUUUCCCACCUCCUUCCUGUUUCACCUCAGUUACUUUUUUGAAGUUCGGACUCACUCAGCAAGAGUGUGCUGAAGGGUAACUGUUACACAGUGAAGAAGAAGAAUAGUCUUUUAGUUCAUAAAAUGCUUUUUGUUGCAGAAAUUCGGUACUUUCGUGAGGUUAUUUUCCUGAGUUAGACCGCGUCUCCUUGUCGGGGUUUGAACAUAAAUAUAUAUCACUUGUAGACUGAAGACCAUCACCAUGCCCGACCUGUCGAAGAUGAAGAAGCCCGACGUGAAGCUUGUUUUCCUGGGCGACAUGAACGUGGGGAAGACGUCGCUGCUCCACAGAUACAUGGAGAGGAAGUUCAAAGACACCAUUAGCACCGUCGGAGGGGCUUUUUUCCUCAAACAGUGGGGACCAUACAACAUAUCAAUCUGGGACACAGCUGGUCGGGAGCAGUUCCACGGUCUGGGCUCCAUGUACUGCCGAGGAGCAGCCGUCGUCAUCCUGACCUACGACGUCACUAACUGGCAGAGCCUCGCUGAGCUGGAGGAGCGCUUCCUGUCACUCACCGACACCGCCAACCAGGACUGCAUCUACGCCUUAGUGGGAAACAAGGCCGACCUGACUGACUCCAAAGCCCACCUUUGCCAGGACUCGGACGGACUCCCCGAGGACCAAACCGAGUGCGAGGAGGAGAGGACAGAACCGCAUGUGUUCUCCACCUGUCCCACUCCUCCUGGGACAGGUGGAGUGGGACAGCAUCCCGCACCCCUCUCCGGUGCGCUGCUUCACAAGCAGGUGGCGCGGGAGGACGCGCUGGCCCUUUACGGGAGAAUACUGCGAUACAAAGGCCUGGACGAGAAGAGCAGCCUCCCGGCAGACAAGAUGUGCUUCGAGACGAGCGCAAAGACCGGGUACAACGUGGACGUCUUGUUUGAGACGCUCUUUGAUAUGGUGGUGCCCUCCAUCCUGAGGAAGAGAGAAGAGAACCAGGCGUCUCCGACCGUAGAUCUGGAGGACUGGAGGAAGGUCGGUGGGAAGCGGGGCAAAUCCAGCUGCUGUUAGAGAUCUGAAGCGUCAACGAGGCUCCCAGCUGCAGACUCGUUUUUAUCAGUCGCCGUGUUUGACUGAGCAUUAAAUCCACACUGUGACGGUACCGUUUUGUGUUUGCCUUGACCGUGACUCGAUAACAAACACAUUUCCCAUUGAUGUGAAGAUUUAUAUGAGUGUAGAGACAUUUUAAUAGGAAGGGAAAUAUCACUUUAUGCAAUAGGCUUCCGACUUUAAUAACUCAAACUGUGCUUAAAUAUUCCAAAGAUGUGCCUGUGGCCCAAAAGAACACAUUAAGAAAAAAAAGUAAAUCACUGCUGUCAAUGUUUUACUAUGUACUGCCACUAAAUGAACUGCACUAAUCAUUCAUUUCACUGUUCAUCUUGAUCACAUUUCACUUUAAUCAAACCAUUUUUUUCUUUUACAAAUAUUGAUGUUUGUCUUUAUAUUUUAUUAAAAUCAAGUGAAUGAUGAAAAUAUCAGUGUUUAAUUUUUUUAAAUAUAAUUUUAUAAAAUAUAAUAAAGAAAUUUAUUU